Pseudovirgaria hyperparasitica is the source of this 474-nucleotide messenger RNA. RefSeq lists its product as uncharacterized. The transcript is spliced from 2 exons. Gene Ontology annotation, cellular component: membrane. The record is from RefSeq and is a predicted model, not a curated record. Gene Ontology annotation, biological process: transmembrane transport. NCBI's taxonomy places the organism in Eukaryota, Fungi, Ascomycota, Dothideomycetes, Acrospermales, Acrospermaceae. Gene Ontology annotation, molecular function: transmembrane transporter activity. The coding region runs from base 1 to 474 and encodes 157 amino acids.
AUGCUCCUCGUCCCUAGAGUACCCGGCUUCGCAGUCGCUUCCACCUUCAUCUCGCUCGGUGGGAUUCUCAAUGGGUAUCUCUCUUCUGGGCAACGCUUGAAUCUCUUCUCAAACUUCCUAGUCGCGGUUGCGACGCCGGCGUUUCUGGCGCGCAGUGCUUAUGGUGCGUAUUUCCUGUUUGGCUGCUUGAUUCUCUCGACGGUUGUAGUUUUAGCCGCGUAUAUGCCGGCAACGAAAGGGAGGUCUCUGGAGGGGAUGCACGAGGCGUUUAAACAGCCGCCGUGGAGGAGUUGGGCCAGUUUCCUGCGGGGACUGGCAAGUGCGUCGAGUGUGAGCGUGUCUGAGGCGAUGGGUGCUGGAGAAAAUAAUCAAAGUGUGCAGCUCGACGAGCUUUCCCGCGAUAGUGGUGAGGCAAUGGCAUUUGGUGCGUUGGGAGAGGUUGAGGGUCCUGUGAGGAUCCUCACGACUGUCUGA